UCGCGCGCGCGCCCAGGGCCGUAUGCUGCCCAGUCUUCUUCAAGGGCAUCUGCUCCUCAUACGCCGCCGCCGCCAGCAGCUCCCUCACUUACUCCUCCCUCUCUCUCCAGCGACACCGGCCGUGAGCAGCGCACAGCAGCAGCAGCAACAGCAUCGCUCCGUCGCCACUGCGUCUGUCGGGACCGGUCGUGCGCGCGUCUGUACCCUGGCGUGUUUCAGCGCAAAACGCAGCACCGAUCCAACCAAGCGGCCCCCGCGACCAAGGCCUCCGAAACGCCCCCAUUGUGUCUGCACUCGCCCGGCCUGUCCAUUGAGUNUCGUCUCACUGCCGCCGUCCGUCCGCCGCGCCCGCGCCCCAUUGAGCGACACCACCGCCCGACGCCGAAUAGGAUUCCGCCCAUGGUCUUUGGUCGCAUUCCAGCGUCGUCUUUGUUCAACUCGACCGCGAAAUUGCGGCACUCCCGCGUCGAGCAGGACGACAGCGGCCCUCGCCCCUCGACCACCAGCACCUCCACCAUGGCCGUCUCCAUGCUCAACACCCCUUCGCGCGGCUCGACUUCCUCUCAAGGCUCCUCCUUCGUCCCCGUCACGCGCCAGAACACCAUGAGCUCGCAAGAGGGCUCGCGCAGCAUGCGCGCCUCCAAGCGCUAUUCAGUCACCGCGUUGUACCUGUCAAUGAAUGGUCAAAGAGAUCUGGAAAUUGAAGACGACCUGGCAAGAGCUCAAAAGGCCCUACGGGAACUCAAGGGCAAGAUCUCCUCGCAGUCCAAGAAGAACUUUGUUCUGGAAAAGGAUGUGCGCUAUCUGGAUUCACGAAUCGCAUUGCUCGUGCAGAACCGCAUGGCAAUGGAAGAGAAAGAAGAGGUUGCCAGCCAUCUGGACGACUCCCUUGACCUCAGCGAAGGCUCCUUUCCAAAUGACGAAAAGACGCAGAAAUAUGGCAACCUGCUGUUCUUGCUUCAGAGCGAGCCGCGCCACAUUGCUCACCUGUGUCGUCUGGUCACCAUGGCCGAGAUUGACCAACUGUUGCAGACGGUCAUGUUCACAAUCUACGGAAACCAGUACGAGAGCCGCGAAGAGCACCUCCUACUGACCAUGUUUCAGUCUGUUCUGACCUUCCAAUUCGAUAACACACCCGAUUACUCAUCCUUGCUGCGAGCCAACACUCCGGUAUCCCGAAUGAUGACUACGUACACACGGAGAGGGCCCGGACAGAGCUACUUGAAGACUGUGCUCGCGGAGCGGAUAAACUCCUUGAUCGAGAUCAAGGAUCUAGACUUAGAGAUCAACCCUCUCAAGGUCUAUGAGAGCAUGCUGGGCAAGAUUGAAGCCGAUGGUGGCCAGCUGCCAAAGGACCUCCCCAAAGGUAUCACAGCAGAGCAGGCCGCGGAGAACGAGAAUGUGCAGAGGAUCAUUACGCCUCGGAUAGAGAUGCUCAUCGAAAUUGCCAACAGCUUCCUGGACACUAUCAUCGACGGGCUGGAGGAGACGCCGUACGGUAUUCGGUGGAUAUGCAAGCAAAUUCGCAGCUUGACUCGAAGAAAGUACCCAGAUGCUUCAGAGCAGACGAUCUGUACUCUCAUCGGUGGCUUCUUCUUUCUGCGGUUCAUCAACCCGGCCAUUGUAACUCCAAGAUCAUACAUGCUCAUUGAGCAGACACCAGCGGAGAACCCCAAGCGAACGCUCACAUACGUCGCGAAGAUGCUGCAAAACUUGGCGAACAAGCCGAGCUACGCAAAGGAGCCAUAUAUGCAGAGGCUGCAGCCUUUUAUUCAAGGCAACAAGGAGCGCAUCAAUAAGUUCAUGAUGGAUCUGUGUGAGGUUCAGGACUUCUACGAGACACUCGAGAUGGACAAUUACGUCGCGCUUUCCAAGAAAGACCUUGAGUUGUCAAUCACGCUGAACGAGGUGUACGCCAUGCACGCACUGAUUGAGAAGCAUCAAACCGAGCUCGCCAAGGAAGAGACGAGCCAUCUGAAUCAGCUCCUUGCUGAGAUCGGGCCAGCGCCCGCGCAACUCCCCAGGAAGGACAAUCGCGCGAUCAACUUGCCACUCUACAGCAAAUGGGAAACCUCAUUAGAUGACUUCACUGCAGCCCUGGACAUCACACAAGAAGAGGUCUACUUCAUGGAAGCCAAGUCGACCUUUGUCCUCAUUCUUCGUUCGCUUCCUCACAAUUCAGUUGUCUUGCGACGACCUCUCCGAUUGGACCGUGUGGCCGAAGCAGCAGCAACAACGAAGAACGAUUCAGUCAUGGUCCGGAAAGGAAUUCGAGCAAUGGAACUCCUAAACCAGCUAACAGAACUUGGCAUUGUCGACAAAGAUGACAGUUAUGCGCUGCUUCGCGACGAGAUUGAGCAAGAGCUGAUUCACCUGGGUUCGCUGAAGGAGAAGGUCGAGGCCGAGACCGAAAAACUGGGAGAGGUCUUCCGCACUAUCCGCGAUCACAACGCAUACCUCGUCAGUCAACUAGAGACAUACAAGAGCUACUUGCACAAUGUCCGCGGUCAAUCCGAAGGCACAUCGAAACGUGGCCAGACAGCCAAGGUACUCGGCCCAUACAAAUUCACACACCAGGAGCUGGAGAAGCAGGGCGUCAUCCAGAAGAGCAACGUUCCAGAAAACCGAAGAGCCAACAUCUAUUUCAACAUUACAAGUCCGACCCCGGGAACGUUCGUAAUCAGCCUACACUACAAAGGGCGCAACCGUGGCCUGCUCGAGCUGGACUUGAAGCUGGACGACCUGCUAGAAAUGCAAAAGGAGCAGCAAGAAGACCUGGAUCUCGAAUAUGUUCAGUUCAACGUCACCAAAGUGCUACAGCUUCUGAACCGCCGAUUCGCCCGGAAGCGCAACUGAGCACGCCGCUUAUCAUGAAAUGAGAAAUACGACCAAUUUUCAUAUUUCCUUCACAAAAGCGAGCAACCAUUUGGGAAAGAGGAUAUAUCUAUUGUACGAUAAUACUGGGGGAGCGAACUUACGACCUGGAAGAGUCCUCUCGGUACAACAGCACAGCGCAUACGGCGCAAGGGAAACAUUGGCGGGAAAGCGAACGACGAAUAUGGGUUGCGCGUGUGUGAUAUUUUUCAUGUUUAUUCUUUGUGAUACCCGAGGAAGAUGGUGAAAGAGUACGAGGUCUGGGAGAUCAAAGGGGAAGGCAGGCAUAUUGUAUGAGUACUACUAGUAUUUAGGAGUGGAGAUCUUUGGAAGACACGGCAUGACAGUACUAGCUGUAGAUGUUACAGGCAUCAUCGGAG
Molecule: messenger RNA, 3254 nt
Organism: Cercospora beticola
Lineage: Eukaryota; Fungi; Ascomycota; Dothideomycetes; Mycosphaerellales; Mycosphaerellaceae
Product: Ras GTPase-activating protein
Biological process (GO): regulation of GTPase activity; negative regulation of Ras protein signal transduction
Cellular component (GO): cell cortex
Molecular function (GO): GTPase activator activity; protein binding
Source: RefSeq, a predicted model, not a curated record